Molecule: messenger RNA, 2344 nt
Organism: Siniperca chuatsi (mandarin fish)
Lineage: Eukaryota; Metazoa; Chordata; Actinopteri; Centrarchiformes; Sinipercidae
Product: proline-rich protein 5-like
Exons: 10
Coding region: 333-1772 (479 amino acids)
Biological process (GO): TORC2 signaling
Cellular component (GO): TORC2 complex
Source: RefSeq, a predicted model, not a curated record
UCCCUCUAUCUCUGACGCUCGCGGAGAGUCCUGAAAGCCGCGCUGACAGCUCGCAGCUCACGCGGGGUCAGGUCCACAUAUCUUUUCAGGAGAACGUGCACAGCCUCGCGCGCUGUUAUCUGCGCUAAAGAGCUGCGACGGUGGACUAUUUACCACCGUGUAGACCUCCAGCCUUCACAGAAAUACAGGAGUUAUUUUUGGCUUUCUUGCUGGAUUUUAACAUAGAGAACACUUGCUGUUGAAGGGAGCGAGGGAGACUUCAGAAAAAAUGCUGAUUCAUUGGUGCUGGUUGCAGGGCGGUCGCUAGGUCGCAGCUGUCUGUUAAGGCUAAUAUGGAACGAGAGGGUUCGUUUAAGAGGAGUCUCCAGAGCAAGCUGAGGUUGGGAAGCAGCUCGUCCUCCAGUCUGACUGACCUCUCGCAGGCAAAAACCCCAGGAGGAGGAGGAGGAGGAGGGAGUGGGGAUAAGGGAGGAACAACUGGAGGACUGGCAGAGGAGUGUAGCAAGGACAGAGGUACCCAGCACAGGAGGGCCGGGGCCAAUGCCACCUGGAACAGCAUCCACAACGCAGUGAUAUCAGUUUUCCAGAGGAAGGAUCUUGGGGAAAAUGAACUCUACACUCUGAAUGAAGGUGUCAGGCAGCUGCUGAAGACGGAGCUGGGCUCCUUUUUCACUGAGUACCUUCAGAACCAGCUGCUCACUAAAGGCAUGGUCAUACUGAGAGACAAGAUCCGCUUCUAUGAAGGUCAAAAGUUGCUGGACUCCCUGGCCGACACAUGGGACUUCUUCUUCUGUGAUGUUCUGUCCAUGCUGCAGGCCAUCUUCUAUCCUGUACAGGGAAAGGAGCCGUCAGUGCGCCAGUUGGCUCUGCUCCACUUCAGGAACAUCAUCACCCUCAACCUGAAACUGGACGAGGCUCUGUCUCGACCCCGAGCCAGAGUUCCUCCUUCUAUCAUACAGAUGCUGCUAAUGUUACAGGGAGUCCAUGAAUCCAAAGGUGUAACAGACGACUACCUUCGUCUGGAGUCUCUCAUCCAGAAGGUGGUCUCUCCCUACCUCGGCACUCAUGGGUUAUAUUCCAGAGAUGGAUCCUCCAAUUUGCACUGCUCCUCCUGCGUAUUAGAAAAGCGUUUGCACCGCUCCUGGCCCUCCAAACCAGGCAACUCCCCCAUCGCCAAGAACCCAGUGGUACGCUCUAAGAGUUACAACGUUCCCAUGCUGACCCCUGUGGUGGAGUAUGACGUCGACUCCUUGACAGGAGGUGGCACAGGCAUCAGGCGACACUCCGUCUCUGAGAUAACUUCCUGCUUGGAGGAGAGCAGCUCCAUGGCUGAAUCCACGACCACUGCCACCAACAACACCAACAACACCAACAACACCGGCAAAUCCAGCCUCGCCAACCACUCUCCUGCAUUUUCAGACACUGUGACCUCCAGCCAAGACCCCCGGCCCAAAGACGCUGACCGUCCCACGGGUCCCCACCCUCUCCAGCCACAGCGUUACACCCCCUGCAUCCUCCCAGAUCCUUCCCCAGGAGAGGACACACACUGCACAGGCUCACUGGUGUCAGACUCCCCUGCGUCCUCCAGAGUACUGGCUCAUGACACGAGCUCCGGGCCCAGUCCUUCGUCCAGUCCGGAGAUCCUGUUGGACAACGUCCUGGAGUCUUCGGACUCGGAGCCGGAGCACGACGGCAUCUUUCUGGACUUCUCACGACGCUGUUCUGGAGCGUCGACGCACAGCAUAGACAGCAACAGGCAGAGUGUGGCAUGACACACACACACACAUCUAAGGAGACACACUCUGAUGCAGGGACAUGUGCAAACAAUGCUAAGCCACGACUGACAUUCCUCACAGCCUGUGACGCCUCCUGCUGUUUUAUGGAGACUCUAGAUGAUCAGGGAUUCUUUCAAACUGAAUUAUUUUUAUAAGAUGUGGUCACCCAUCCCUAGAAAGAACUCUAACUUCAUGCUGACUGGUAAAAAUAUCAAUUAGGCCUUUUUGUGUAGUCCAGUUGGAAACAUCAGCAGUGGCCUCUCUGGGAAGCUCUAAUCACAUAAAUCACUUUCAAACUGUAGAUGAGUGGUUGUGUCACAGGCUUUGCUCUCUCAGAGGUGAUUAGCACAUCCCAGAGGCAGGCGCACAUGCUGAAAAAUGAAAAUGUUUUACCAUAGUCAAAUGUCUCUUCAAGACCAGGGCUAUUAAAUAGCUUUGGCUGUCAAAUUCAAACUGUUAACAUUUCAAAUGUAAAAGAAACUCCAGUUUGACCAGUGAAGCUUCUUUAUUGAUGGUUGAACUUCAACUUAUUUUAUUAAUUGAUGAUUAAAAUAUUCAUUUGAAUUUUG